Molecule: messenger RNA, 1581 nt
Organism: Neltuma alba
Lineage: Eukaryota; Viridiplantae; Streptophyta; Magnoliopsida; Fabales; Fabaceae
Product: bZIP transcription factor 11
Exons: 1
Coding region: 706-1167 (153 amino acids)
Biological process (GO): positive regulation of DNA-templated transcription
Cellular component (GO): nucleus
Molecular function (GO): transcription cis-regulatory region binding; DNA-binding transcription factor activity
Source: RefSeq, a predicted model, not a curated record
CUUCCCACCAAACCCUUGGAGGAGAUUCCCAUGCUCCCUUUCGCUUUUUCUGGAUUGAUUAUCAUUUUCUUUUGCCCCAUUCUGAUUUCCUCUCCUUUUCUCUUCUACCUUUUCUUCUAUAAAUUGCUCCCUUAAGCCUCUCUGCAACAUCCCCUUCUCCUCGUUUUCCUCUCCCCGCCUUUCAAGCCUAAGCCUUUUGUUCGCUGUAUUUCUGCUCUCCUGAAAUUCCUUUUGGGUUUUGACCUGAAACGCGCUAUAUUUUAAAUCUCUGGGACCAUCGUUUUGCAGAAAUCGGAGGCCAACUGCAGUCGGUUCUCUCUGCCAAAGGAAGUUCUUCCCAUGUUUCUAUACGCUGAUUUUUCGGUUUUUAACAUUUGAGACUCAUGUCUCCAGUCGUCAGUGAAAUACUUCGUUCCGGGUUUAUGAUAAAUUCUUCUCUGAGGCGCAGGACCCACUUAGUUCAGUCCUUCUCUGUUGUGUUCCUCUACUGGUUCUAUGUGUUUUCAUGAAUCUCUGAACAUCAUCGCGGUUCUGUACUAUAUGGUUGUUUAAAUAUUAUCGUUAACGUUAAAAUUAGCUCUGUGUCAUUAGUGUUUUCGGGUCCUGCCCUUGCGGCUUUAAGAUUUCAAAGCUAGUUUUUGGUCUCUCUGUUAGUAGCCAAGUAAUUUCUGAAAAAAUCAGUCUUUGGUGCACAUAUCAUAUCUCAUGGACUCGCCCAGUGGAAAUUCCUCCAUGUCCACCAAAUUUCAGAGCUCUGGGUCUGAAGAGGACUUGCAGGCUUUGAUGGAUCAGAGAAAAAGGAAGAGAAUGCAAUCGAAUCGGGAAUCGGCAAAGCGAUCCCGCAUGCGAAAGCAGAAGCACCUGGACGAUCUGAUGGGCCAGGUGAGUGAGCUUAAAAAGGAGAAUAGCGAAAUCCUCACGAGCAUAAACAUCACCACGCAGCACUAUGUGAAAGUUGAGGCUGAAAACUCCGUAUUGAGGGCUCGAAUGGCAGAGCUCAGCCACAGGCUCCAAUCGCUGAACGACAUCCUCAGUUACAUCAACACCAGCACGGGGGUGUAUGAAGCCGAUUGCUACUCAAUGAGAGCAGAUAACUUUAUGAACCCCAUGGACACGCCCUUGCUUAACCAGCCCAUUGUGGCUUCUGCAGACUUUUUUCAGUGGUGAGAUGAAUGAUCGUCUCCACCGCCUUGUCGUUCAGAACCUCGGAAUAUCUCCAAUUCUUGCUUUUCUUAUGUCGGUGUUAACGAGCGGAGAAGAUUUGAACCUUUUGGGCACUCCAGAUUCUUCAGUCCUGUGUUGUAUCAUGUCAGGUGUAAUGUGUCUAAUUCGUUGUCGGAAUGGAAGAUAAGCAGAAGGUAGUGGUUGGUGGUGUUGGUCAUGGCAGGUGGGGAUCUCAGUAAAGAUUAUUUCUGGGAAAAAGAAAUUAGGCCAGGGCUUUAAGUGCAGUGUAUGUGUUUUUCUUUCUUUCUUUUUCCUUCUUUCAAGUAAUAUCUAUGUAUGGAUUGAUGCCGAUGGGCUUUUCGAUGUAAAAAUGGUUAUUAUCAAUUGUCAUUGUCAUAUUAUGUCCAUAUUUUUCAA